This is a messenger RNA of Owenia fusiformis, 798 nucleotides long. Lineage: Eukaryota; Metazoa; Annelida; Polychaeta; Sabellida; Oweniidae. The record is from the annotation of a GenBank genome assembly.
AUGGCGAAAGCUUUAAGCUCCAUCCAAGAAUUUAAGAACACUGAUAACCCAAUCGUAUGGUUCGAACGCUUUGAUGCCGUUUCUUUGAUUAAUAACUGGAAUGACCAAGAGAAAUUAUCUAUGCUGAAACUCAAAAUUCCAGAAACCACCACUUUAUGGAUCAGGAAAUUACCGUUGGAUAUUUUAGAGGACUUCGACACUUUAAAAGAAAAAUUUAUUGAAAAAUACUCAAAACAGGACGAUUGGAGAUCUAUCCAAGAUAUCUUCACCAAGGAGCAGAAUAACCUUACAGUACAAGAAUACUCAGACUACUUUCUAACAAAGGCAAGUCAAAUUGAUAUUGAAAUUGACGAUUUAAAAUUAAAAUUUAUUUGUGGACUCAAUGAAAAAACUCGAGCAGAUGUUAUAAAAUCGAAACCAACAACUUUUGACGAAGCUGUCGAAGCUGCAAAAACUUCAGAAGCAGCAAAUUAUUCGUGCACAUCAAACUCCGUGGCGGCGAUCAACCGAUCAAACGAAAAGCAUGAAGACGUCAAAGAAUUAACAAGAUGCGUCAAGGAUCUUUGCUCCGUAAUAGCAAAAUCGGAACAACAACAACAACAACAACAACAACAACAACAACAACAACAACAACAACAACAACAACAACAGCGACAAUGGUAUCCACAACAAAAACAAGCUGAACCUGAAUGGGACAUGUGGGACACUCCUCAACGUCAGCGUUGGAAUUCCCGUGCACCUGCACGCGGUGUUUUUACUGCAACAGAACUAAUCAGACUGAAGCGUACUGCUUUCUAA